AUGGAGUAUAUCAACCAUGAAGACGAUUUCAUCGACGCGCUCAAUAUACCUGGUCGCUCACGCGACGAUAUGCCAAUUUUGGACCCCAACGUGUCUCAGGACAGACUCGAAACGGUGUACAGCCAAAUCGCAGACGUUAUGCUCCAAGUCUCUAGACACAAAUUCGCGCAGAUCGGCUGUAUUGGCAAGGCCAAUGAAGAUGAUGAGUUUGACGAUACUUGGAUAGUCAAGCAUCGUCCUCAAACGUUCAAUAUAAACGAGCUUGUCCAACUUGGUGGCGUCGAUCCUGAACAGCUUCCACAGCAUGUGUUCGACACGGCUGCAUCCUACUACCAGGCAUUGGCGGAUAUGCACAUGAUCCACCUUACCUCGCAGCGACAUCAUGCGAUUGACUCGGCCGGGGAUUGCAGACAGAAGUACAUCGCGAGAUGCCUAUUCCGCAAGAUCACCCGAGAACACAAGCUCUGCGACGACGACUCCGGCCCCUUCACUUUGUUCUGCGACGACCUUCGGCCGGGGAAUGUUCUUGCGAAUGACAAACACGAGAUGACGGGUGUGGUUGACUGGGAGUACACUUACGCAGCGCCUACCGGAUUCGCUCAUAGUCCUCCCUUUUGGUUACUUCUCGAGCUUCCAAAGUUCUGGGAAGGUGGUUUGAAUGACUGGACCGAGCAUUACGAGAAGGUUCUACCAACCUUUCUGAAUGUGAUGAAAGCCAAAGAGGACGCGGCCAUUGAGCGAGGCGCUCUGAAGGAAUGCGAUCGCCUGUCGCAUCAUAUGUUGAAGAGCUGGCAAAGCGGAGACUUCUGGCUCAACUAUGCUGCGCAGAAGAGCUGGGCGUUCGAUAUGAUCUACUGGGCAAAGAUUGACAGGCGUUACUUUGGCGAUGGAAACCUUGACGAUCGAAUGUCGCUUCUGACUGCAGAUGAGAGAAAAGCAAUGGAUGAAUUAGUGGCAAGGAAACUGAGGGAGCUCAACUCUUGUUGA
Messenger RNA from Aspergillus calidoustus, 987 nucleotides. The record is from the annotation of a GenBank genome assembly. NCBI's taxonomy places the organism in Eukaryota, Fungi, Ascomycota, Eurotiomycetes, Eurotiales, Aspergillaceae.